Hirsutella rhossiliensis is the source of this 834-nucleotide messenger RNA. RefSeq lists its product as uncharacterized. Bases 1 to 834 code for a protein of 277 amino acids. The record is from RefSeq and is a predicted model, not a curated record. NCBI's taxonomy places the organism in Eukaryota, Fungi, Ascomycota, Sordariomycetes, Hypocreales, Ophiocordycipitaceae. The transcript has 4 exons.
AUGAAUGGCCGCGUCCAUCCCUACGCCCUUGCGUGGGAGGUCGAGCAACGAGACGGUCUUGAGUCUGGCGCCGGAGGCAUCCUUCUCUACACUAUGCCCGCCCUUAUCAUCCGCGACCAAGGCUACCAGCCCGUUCUUCCUAGGCUCUUUGCCUCCAUGGACAGCUUCCCCGACCUUCUGCCAGGUCUGGACGCCACCCAGCUGAGGUGCUGCGGCUUCCUCCAGCUUUCGACCUAUAUCACUCCCGGGAUCCCGGACAAGAUCCCUCUCAGGGGCUUCCACCCGUUUCAGGUCUUCGUCAUCUUCCCCAUCCGCGCCAACCCGUGGGCCAUCCUUUGCAAGAAGAUGGCCGAGAGGCGGGACUCUCAAUUUCAGACCAAUAUCUCCUUCACCUGCACGGGCAAGGUCGCUGGCCUCCUCGAUCACCGCGUCAUGGUCCACCAGCCGAGCUCCGACAGAGACUACGUCUUCAUCGUCGUCCCGGAUUCUUGGACUUUUCUCGACAAGGCCGCCACCACCGCAGCCGCGAUGCCCGCGCUGCCUCUUUCUCUGUCGCUACACCUGGCGCCCUCCGCCGAGUCCUCCGCCUUCGGCUUCGACUUCGGCUUCGGCCGAUCCCGUUACACCGCUGCAGAAGCGUCCUUGUCCCGAGCCCGCCGACACGCCAACGAAGAAACCGCGCCUGUUGCAGUUGACCUCAAAACCUUCCUCAUCGGCCGCCACUGGAAGCUCUGCCACUCAAUCGUUCUCGCUUUCCGCUGCCUCUUCUUCCUUCGAGCCGGAGACGAUGAGACAGAGUCCUGCCUCGGGAACCGUCUUGGGACCCGCCAUUGA